AUUAAAUGAUUUAAAAUGUCUCUACCGCUCAUCUCAGUCAGACGGUCGUACGCUAUAUCGCUCUCUCCCGUUGCUAGCUCCUCUUCCCCUUAGGUCGCACACAGUCGACACCACGCCGUUGGUCUAGUAUCCAGAGGGCGGAUUUUUUUACUAGAGAUUAGAGAAGCAUGGAUGACAGUUUGUAUGACGAAUUCGGUAAUUACAUUGGACCGGAAAUUGAUUCCGAUAGGGAAAGUGAUAGGGAAGAGGAUGACGACGAGCUCCCUGAUAGGGAUGAUGUUGAUGAGGAUGCAUCUGAUGGUGAACAUACACAUGGAGCAUCAAAUGGGUGGCUUAUCAAUCAAGAUGAUGUUGACAUGGAUAAUCAAGUUGUCCUUGCUGAGGACAAGAAGUAUUACCCUACAGCUGAAGAAGUUUAUGGUGAGGAAGUGGAGACAUUGGUGAUGGAUGAAGAUGAACUGCCCCUCGAACAGCCAAUAAUCAAACCCGUUAAGAACCUCAAGUUUGAAUUGGGUGUCAAGGAUUCAUCUACGUAUGUUUCGACUGAGUUUCUCUUUGGUCUCAUGUCUAACCCCACAUUAGUUCGGAAUGUUGCUUUGGUUGGACACUUGCAUCAUGGGAAGACAUUGUUCAUGGAUAUGCUGGUAGAGCAAACUCAUCACAUAUCUACAUUUGACCAACACAGUGAGAAACACAUGAGGUAUACAGAUACAAGAAUCGAUGAGCAAGAAAGGAAGAUCUCUAUCAAGACUGUACCUAUGUCAUUAGUUCUUGAAGAUAGUAACUCCAAGUCAUAUCUAUGUAACAUCAUGGAUGCCCCUGGUCAUGUCAACUUCUCUGAUGAAAUGACUGCUGCCCUUAGACUUGCUGAUGGUGCAGUCUUGAUUGUUGAUGCUGUUGAAGGUGUAAUGGUAAAUACUGAAAGAGCUAUAAAACAUGCAAUCCUAGACCGCCUUCCUAUUGUUGUUGUGAUCAAUAAGGUUGACAGGCUGAUUACAGAACUUAAACUACCCCCUAAGGAUGCCUACUUUAAGCUAAGGCAUACUAUUGAAGUUAUCAAUACCCAUAUCACAGCAGCAUCUACCACAGCUGGAAAUGUCCAAGUCAUUGAUCCUGCUCUGGGAAAUGUUUGUUUUGCAAGUGCCACUGCCGGAUGGUCUUUCACUCUCCAGUCUUUUGCAAAACUUUAUCUGAAGCUACACGGAAUUCCAUUCGAUGCGGAUAAAUUUGCAUCCAAACUGUGGGGAGAUUUUUACUUUGACAGCGAUAGCAGGAGUUUCAAGAAGAAACAACCUGCUAAUGGCGUGGAAAGAUCUUUUGUGCAGUUUGUUCUCGAACCCCUUUACAAGUUGUACAGUCAAGUAAUUGGAGAGCAUAAGAAGAGUGUUGAAGCAACUUUAGCAGAACUUGGUGUGACCCUUCCAAAUGCAGCUUACAAGCAAAACGUUAGACCCUUACUGAGACUCGCUUGCAGUGCUGUUUUCGGUAGUUCCACAGGCUUCGCUGAUAUGCUUGUACGUCACAUUCCAUCUGCCAAAGCAGCAGCACCUAGGAAAGUUGAGCACAUAUAUACUGGUCCAAAAGAUUCUGUUAUUUAUCAAGCAAUGGAAGAUUGUGAUCCUGCUGGCCCUUUAAUGGUCAAUGUGACCAAACUGUAUCCUAAGGCGGAUUGCAGUGUAUUUGAUGCUUUUGGUAGGGUCUAUAGUGGAGAACUCAUGACAGGACAAACUCUACGUGUUCUUGGAGAAGGGUAUUCACCAGAUGAUGAAGAGGAUAUGACCGUAAAAGAAGUAACAAAGAUCUGGGUAUAUCAGGCGCGAUACAGAAUACCUAUAAGCAAGGCUCCUCCGGGUUCGUGGGUUCUAAUUGAAGGUGUUGAUGCUUCAAUUAUGAAGACUGCUACACUUUGUAACGCUAACUAUAAUGAUGACGUGUACAUAUUUCGGCCUCUUCAGUUUAAUACUCUUCCAGUGGUGAAAACAGCAACCGAGCCUUUAAAUCCGAGCGAGUUGCCAAAAAUGGUGGAGGGGCUUAGAAAGAUUAGCAAAAGCUAUCCUCUUGCAAUCACUAAGGUUGAGGAGUCCGGGGAACACACGAUUUUGGGUACUGGAGAGCUAUACUUAGAUUCAAUAAUGAAGGACCUUAGAGAGCUCUACUCUGAAGUGGAAGUGAAGGUUGCUGAUCCAGUUGUCUCCUUUUGCGAGACAGUGGUGGAGUCAUCCUCAAUGAAGUGUUUUGCUGAAACUCCGAAUAAGAAAAACAAAAUCACCAUGAUUGCUGAGCCCCUGGAGAAAGGACUUGCUGAGGACAUUGAGAAUGGUGUUGUGAGUAUAGACUGGCCAAGAAAAAAACUUGGUGACUUUUUCCAGACGAAGUAUGACUGGGAUUUGCUUGCUGCACGAUCUAUUUGGGCAUUUGGACCUGAUAAGCAGGGGCCUAACAUUUUGUUGGAUGAUACAUUGUCAAGUGAAGUCGACAAGAGCUUAUUAAAUGCUGUUAAAGAUUCAGUUGUUCAAGGGUUUCAGUGGGGAGCUCGUGAAGGACCAUUAUGUGAUGAGCCCAUCAGAGGCGUCAAGUUCAAAAUAGUUGAUGCAAAGAUUGCUCCAGAGCCAUUGCAUCGUGGAACGGGCCAGAUAAUCCCUACUGCAAGACGUGUGGCGUACUCAUCCUUCCUUAUGGCCACCCCACGGCUUAUGGAACCUGUAUAUUUAGUUGAGAUACAGACACCUAUCGACUGUGUCUCUGCUAUAUUUCAAGUAUUGUCACGCAGGCGUGGACAUGUUACAGAAGAUGUUCCUCAACCGGGUACUCCAGCCUACAUUGUCAAGGCAUUUUUACCCGUUAUUGAGUCAUUUGGUUUUGAGACGGACCUGAGGUAUCACACACAAGGGCAGGCAUUUUGUGUGUCUGCUUUUGAUCAUUGGAGCAUUGUUCCGGGCGAUCCUCUAGAUAAGAGCAUUGUUCUUCGUCCACUAGAGCCCGCUCCAAUUCAACACCUUGCCCGUGAAUUCAUGGUGAAGACGAGGCGUAGAAAGGGAAUGAGCGAGGACGUGUCCAUCAACAAGUUCUUUGAUGAUGCCAUGAUGGUGGAGCUCGCGCAACAGGAUGCAGAGCUUCAUCAACAAAUGUUUUAGUGACACGAAGAAACCCAACUGGAAAGUACCCAUCCAUGAAUGAUCAUCAACUCACUGAAACGAUAAACUAACGAGGUGGUUUGGAUCAAAUUAACCAGAACUAUUGGGAUUAACCUGCAAGUUGUUUACCUAGUAGUCUUUUCUUUGUUCAAGUUUUGUUUUGUUUUUGUUGUUACUGUAUUAAAUACCUCAUUAUUGCAUCCACCCAUCCUUUGACAAUGGUUAGCUGUAUGUAUGAGACGAGGAGUAUCCAAGGCUUGUAUCUUAAUGCCUCAUCUUUUAACAUGGCGAUGCAUAAAUUGUACUACGUAUUUCUUAACACAAAGACAGCAGAAAAUGGUAUGGCAUUAUAAGGUCGCAAUUGAACGGAUCGGGCAAGCUCAAAGCCUCAAAGUAGUCAAAAAGUGCAACUUUCAAUAAAAAAGAAUUAGGUCCAUCUGGACACUGGACAAAAUCUCAGCCAGGCGAUGCAGAGCUCAUAUAAGAAGAAAGUGGAGAAAACAAAUGGUUAGUUAAGGAAAUUCGAGUUUAUUUUCUUAUAUACAGAGUGUUUGUUUUCUUUAUCUUAUAUUCUUAUGUAGAAGAAUUAAAUUAAAUUUAACUCCGACGUCUUUCAUAUUUCUCAAUGCAUUGACCAUUAACAUACUACUACUACGUGUUGAAUAAAUUAUUAGUAAAAUGAUAAAAU
Messenger RNA from Cuscuta epithymum, 3822 nucleotides. NCBI's taxonomy places the organism in Eukaryota, Viridiplantae, Streptophyta, Magnoliopsida, Solanales, Convolvulaceae. The record is from the annotation of a GenBank genome assembly.